This is a messenger RNA of Panicum virgatum (switchgrass), 2240 nucleotides long. Its product is annotated as fatty acyl-CoA reductase 1-like. Gene Ontology annotation, biological process: long-chain fatty-acyl-CoA metabolic process; suberin biosynthetic process. Gene Ontology annotation, cellular component: intracellular membrane-bounded organelle. Lineage: Eukaryota; Viridiplantae; Streptophyta; Magnoliopsida; Poales; Poaceae. The record is from RefSeq and is a predicted model, not a curated record. Gene Ontology annotation, molecular function: alcohol-forming very long-chain fatty acyl-CoA reductase (NADP+) activity. The transcript has 7 exons. The coding region runs from base 321 to 1868 and encodes 515 amino acids.
AUUGGCGCCUGCUGCCUGCAUCUCCAUCGACCAUCGAUCACUACUCACUUUUCCCAGCAGCAGCACUGUCCAUCAUAUAUAUAGCCUCCUCUCCAUCCAGGCCUCGCUCUCCCUUGUCUCUUCGAUCUCUAGCUAUAUAUAUAUAGCACGCAUAUUACACACAAUAGCUAGCUAGCUAGGUAAUAAGCUAGUCUCACACAACACAACACAACACAAAAAGAGUAGUCUCUCGAUCUCUUUCUCGACGAUCUCUGCCGCCUCAAGCAGCAGAUAGAGCAGCAGCACAGCAGCAGCUAGCAGAGAAAGGGGUCGGAUCGGAGAUGCUGGAUGCCAUGGACGCCGCGAGCAUCAUAGGCUACUUCAAGGGCAAGAGCGUCCUCGUCACCGGCGCAACUGGGUUUCUUGGAAAGAUCCUUGUGGAGAAGAUAAUGCGCGUGCAGCCUGAUGUCCACAAGAUCUACCUUCUUGUCCGAGCGAUGGAUGAGCCAUCUGCAAAGCAACGCGUCCAGCAAGAGGUGAUAGACACGGAGCUGUUUGACCUCCUGAGAGAGAAGCAUGGCAAGGGCUUCCAGCAGUUCGUGGAGGAGAAGGUGGUUGCAUUGGCCGGAGACAUCAUCUACGAGAACCUGGGCCUGGAGACACCCAUGCUGGAGGCGCUUGCCAAGGAGAUCGACGUCAUCGUCAACAUUGCAGCAACCACCAACUUCUACGGAAGGUAUGAUGUUUCCUUGGAUGUGAACGUGAUGGGGGUGAAGCACCUCUGCCAGUUCGCCAAGCAGUGUGCCAACCUCAAGAUGCUCAUGCAUGUCUCGACCGCUUUCGUGUCUGGCUUCAGGGAGGGGCUGAUCCUGGAGAAGCCCAUCAAGCCCGGCGAGUCGCUGCGCGAAGGCACCUACCUGGACAUCGACGCCGAGCUGCGCCUCGUCAGAGAAGUCAAGAAGGAGCUCAUGACGGCGAUGAACUCCAACUCCUCGAGCAGCAGCAGCAGCGAUAAGGACGGCGACGACGCCCACAAUAACAAUAAUAAGAAGAAGGCAGAGAGGACGGCCAUGAAGGAGCUGGGCCUCCAGCGGGCUCGCCACUUCGGCUGGUCCAACACCUACGUCUUCACCAAGGCCAUGGGCGAGGUGCUCCUCGGCCAGCUCCGGGGCGACAUCCCGGUGGUGAUCAUGCGCCCCAGCAUCAUCACCAGCAUCCGGGAGGACCCGGCGCCCGGGUGGAUGCAGGGCACCCGCACCAUCGACACCAUCAUCAUCGGCUACGCCAAGCAGAACCUCUCCUGCUUCCUCGCCAACCUCAACUUCGUCAUGGACGUCAUCCCGGGGGACAUGGUGGUGAACGCCAUGAUGGCGGCCAUGGUGGCGCACUCGGGGGACAAGGGCGCGCAGGUGGUCUACCACUCCACCUCGUCGCUGCGCAACCCGGCCACCUACAACGUGCUCUACCAGUCCGGCCGCCGCCAUUUCUACGAGAACCCGCGGGUGGGCAAGGACGGCAAGGUCAUCCCUACCAGGGAGAUGUACUUCUUCCCAACCAUCGCGCGCUUCCACCUAUACAUGAUCUUCACGUACAAGAUACCACUAGAGAUUCUGCACUUGGUGAAUCUGCUGCUCUGCGGGUUCUUCUCGCGGCUCUACAAUGACCUCAACCGCAAGUACAAGUUUGUGAUGCAUCUUGUUGAUGUCUAUGGCCCCUUCGCCUUCUUCAAAGGAUGCUUCGAUGACAUGAACUUGGAGCGGCUGAGGUUGACGAUGGCGAUGAAGACCCCCGAAGAUCGCAUGUUCAAUUUUGACCCCAAGACCAUCGACUGGGACGACUACUUCACCAAAAUCCACAUACCUGGUGUUCUCAAGUAUUUGUGCAAGUGAAGGCUGCUACGUUAAUUACUCUCAACUUGCUUGUUGCUUCUUCACCUUCUUGCUAUAGAAAAAAGGCUCUUAUUCUUAAUUUAUGGAAAGCGAAUACCAUCCCGUUUGUUGUACCUGCUCUAUGGACCGGGUGAUCGAUUAUCAAGAAAAGAAAAUAAGACGAGUAGAUUGAUAUAUAUAGUUGUAUUGGAGAAGCUCCAUAUACCUCUAAUAGUGGCCAAACGUGUGCCUGUGUUAGGUGGCAGCCUAUCAUGAGCAUGAGUAUGAAGUUGUAAUCUGUUUGCUGAUAUGUACGUGUCAGUGAGCAUGAAAAAGAUCUGUAAUAUCUAUCUGCAAUGCCAGUGAAAUUGAAGGAAAAACUAAUAUCAGAAA